CCCGCCAGCUGAUCAAACUUGUUUACGUUGCAGUUGUUCUUUUCAGAUAAUUCGCCAUAAUUAUUCCGGAAAAAAUGCAACCCGACCGAGUUCUGGCCACCAGGGAUGACGUCGCCGCGGCACAAAGCGAAAACGAGAAUUUGCGCAAAAUACGCAAUCGGCUGAUGCAGUGGGAGUCCAAAACCGACCCCUUGGCGGCGCUAAGUGUCCAGCAGGAGGAGCUCUUGGACGUCCUUACCAAUCUGUGGCGCGAUAGUGGCCCAACCGCCGCACCUGUCACCACGCCCACCACAGCAAGUGUGGGUUCUGAGGCCACGUCUCCUCCGCCGAGCAGGGGUGAGGACAUCGAACUGCCCGCGGAUGGGCUGCAAAAUACCAAUGACUUCUUGCUUUGGUUCGCUGACGUCAGCGCCGAGAUCGAGGAGCGUGGCGAUGCCGACUACCACAAAUACCUGCAGCAGCUGGAGCAGCGCAAGGCGGAAUGCUCGCACAUGCUUGGCCAGAUCGCCGUGGCCAUGGAAAGGCUGGGCGCCCUCUGCGACGAGUAUGACUUUGUGUCGCAGAAGACAAGUGCUUUGAAUACGGCCAGCGAGCAGUUGAUCGACGAGCAGGAGAAGCUCCAGGAGCUGAGCAACGAGAUCCAACGACGGCUGCACUACUUCAGCCAGGUGGAGCUGCUCAACCAGCGGUUGCAGAGUCCCACGCUGUCGGUGGCCAGCGAAGCCUUCCGGGAAUGCCUCAACAAGAUCGACGAUUGCCUGAGAUACAUCGAGGAGAACCCCAAAUUCAAGGAUGCUGCCGCCUAUAACGUCAAGUACAAGCAAUGCCUGGCCAAGGCCUCGGGACUGGUACGCAACUAUGUGACCAGUGUGAUUAAUCAGGCCACCGAGGCCACCCUGCAUCCCAAAAACAAUCUGCCGGAGGCACCCGAUGCCGCCUUUGCCUUGUACUAUGGCAAGUAUCAAACGGCAGCGGCGAAGGUGAAACGAGUGGCCCAGUUGAUAGAAUCCCGAGCGGAGCACAGCAACGAGUACGGCCAGCUAAUGGCGGAUCUGCAGCAGCACUAUCUGGCCCAGCGGGCGAGUGUGAUGUCGCCGGCUGUGAAUCUGUCCAUACAAAACGUAAAGGUGGCGCACAAGGGCGAUCAUUGCUCGCUCACCCGCAGUGCCUGUGCGUUUCUCGUCCAUGUGUGCCAGGACGAGCAGCGUCUGUUCUACCAGUUUUUCAGCACAGGUGCUCCACACUUGACCGUUUAUUUGGAGGGAUUGUGCACCAUACUUUAUGACACCAUGCGGCCCUUUAUUAUACACAUCAAUCACCUGGAAACCCUGGCAGAGAUCUGUUCUAUACUGAGAAUAGAAAUGCUGGAGGAGCAUGUUCAGCAGAAUCCUGCCGCCUUGGAGGCCUUUGCCACUAUUGCACACCAACUGCUGCAGGAUGUGCAGGAGCGGUUGGUUUUCCGGGCACACUUGUAUCUGCAAUCGGAUAUACAGAACUUUAAUCCCUCAUCGGGAGACCUGGCCUAUCCGGAGAAGCUGGAAAUGAUGGAGAGCAUUGCAUUGUCCCUGCAAGAACCUGCUCCAUUGCGACGCUCUGACUCGCGCGGGUCCAUGAUAUCCAGUGUGUCGAGUGUUGUGGAGACAGAAAGCGUGGACACUGCCUACAGGGUCAAGCAAAUGAAUUCCCCAGCCGACCUGCAUGGCAUGUGGUAUCCAACUGUGCGCCGUACAUUGGUCUGCCUCUCUCGGCUGUAUCGCUGCGUUGAUCGUCCCAUUUUCCAGGGACUCUCCCAGGAGGCCCUUAAGCUGUGCAUCCAAAGUGUUUCGCAUGCGGCCGGAAAGAUUGCCGCCUCCAAAACGCCCAUCGAUGGGGAACUGUUCGAGAUUAAGCAUCUACUUAUACUGCGGGAACAGAUUGCCCCAUUCCGUGUGGACUUUACGGUGAAGGAGACGUCUCUGGACUUUAGCAAGGUAAAAACAGCUGCCUUUGGAUUGCUGCAGAAGCGCAAGCAGCUCUUCUCCAUGGGCAGCAACAAUGCCCUGCUGGAAUUCCUAUUGGAAGGCACACCGCAGAUCAAGGAGCACCUGCUGGACUCGCGCAAGGAAGUGGACCGUCAACUGAAGACCGUGUGCGAGAGAUACAUCAAGGAUUCGGUGCAAAUGCUGGUGGGUCCGUUGGUCACAUUCCUGGAAAAGGCACAGUCUCUGUUAGAGCAAGCAAAGCAUUCGCAGUCGCCGGAAUCCACAAAGCCCAGCUACGCUUUGAGGCAAAGCCCCUGGGCCAGUCCGCAGCAAAUCAGCAGCAUUAUCCAGGAGACCCAGCGCCUGAUCAAGGCCAAGUUGGCAGUACUCCAGCGGGCAAUGCAACUAUACCUAAGCAAUCGUGAUACGGAAUUCAUUAUCUUUCGUCCUAUAAGAAACAACAUCAUUCAGUCCUUUGUGAAGCUGGAGCAACUGCUGACCACCAACGGCUACUCUACCGAUGAUAUGAUCAUUACAAGUUGCCCAUCGGCCGAGCAAGUGUCUAUAUUGCUUUCCAGCGCCAGUAUUCUGGCUGCCGAGGGUGUGGCCAGCUUUGCAGCGGCUGCCAGGAAAAUCAGCACCUCGUCCUCGGUGGAUGGAGCCACCACGGCGAGCAGAAAGCUCAGCACUCAGCUCUCAAACAAGUCACAAUCACAACUGGUGGAAACCAAGGAAGCCCAGAUAGAAGUGGUGCCUGCCGAGGGCCCACCGCCAGAGAAGACAUUAGAGGAGGAGGAGGUGACCACACCAACCCAGGCCAUUUCGGAAUAAUUUGCAAUUUAUGUAACCUGUAUGUGUAUCCUAUUUAUGUAACAUAUUUAAGCGCCUAGAGAUCGUUUCCUUAUAUCCCUUACAGCUCGCUAUAUAUAUUCUUUCCAAAAAUGUAGACUUAACAUUGAUUUAUUUUUGCUAAACCACGUAGAAUGUGACAAAGUCAAAGUAAAUUACCAACAAAAUAUUACAAUUAA
Molecule: messenger RNA, 2989 nt
Organism: Drosophila kikkawai
Lineage: Eukaryota; Metazoa; Arthropoda; Insecta; Diptera; Drosophilidae
Gene: Cog3
Product: conserved oligomeric Golgi complex subunit 3
Biological process (GO): Golgi organization; intra-Golgi vesicle-mediated transport; intracellular protein transport
Cellular component (GO): cis-Golgi network; membrane; COG complex
Source: RefSeq, a predicted model, not a curated record